CUGGCACCGCAGGCAAUGCACAUAUAUACAUGCAUGCAGUAUAUACAUGUACAGUAUAUAGGCUGCUCCUCCUCCAUCUGUACAUUUCUGGGCUUGCUUCAUUAAUAAAUCAUUACAGACAUGAAUAGAAGGGAGGGGGCUGCCAUCCAGCAAUGCAUACAGAUCAGGAGACACAAGCAGCAGAUAGGUAUAUAUCUCAUUGACACCUAUAGAUAUGUGAAGGAGGAGGAUGUCUUGCUAGAGACAGCUGGAGACGCACAGAUAUAGAGACAGACAUCAAUCUGUGAUCACACAGAGACAGCUGAGGAGGAGGAGGAGGAGGAGAGGGAGGCGCCUGUGUGCUCAGCUCUGUGCACUGCUCUCCAUGCAGAGGACACUGGCAGCACUGGCCACUGGCUGCAUCACACUGCACUGCACUGCACCCCUGUGCCAGGGCACUUCCUGCACACAGUAUCCUGCCAGAGGCACACUGCCUUCCACCGCUGGGCACAGCACUGUUACAGCACAGCACCUCGCCCUGGCACUUCUUGGCACAGCAUGAAGGUGCAGGGUCCUUUGCUCUAGAGACCUAAAGCUGUUGUCUAGUGUCUAAGGUCACCCAACCCUCCCCCCCUCCUCACCCUCCAGGACACUGGACAACUCCAUUCCUCUGAGGACUUGGUGGUGGUAAAACGUCUUCUCCUGCUUGAUGGUGAGCUCAUGGAUAGGAGGUGGUGGCACUAGCAGUGAUAUGACAGCAGAUCAGUGAGUGCCAGGCACCGAGCAAAAGGAUGGCGUCUCAUGGGAAGCCAAGGAAGGACAGAACCGCGGACUACGAAAGUCAGUUUAAAGAGAUCCGCAGCCAGCUGAUUGAGCAAGGUAAAUGCAUAGAUUCUCAGGUGGAGCACCGACAACAGCUGCUGCAAGAAUUGAGUGAAUUCCUUCGCAGGAAGGCAGAGAUCAAUCUGGAAUAUUCCCGCAGUCUUGAAAAGCUGUGUGACCGUUUCUCCUCCAAAAUCCGCAACUCAAAGGACCAUCAGAGGAAGGAGCAACCCCUUAUGUCUCCGGUCAAUUGCUGGUACCUGAUCCUAAACCACACACGUCAAGAAAGCCGGGAUUAUGCCGCCCUCAGUGACGUGUACAGCUCACAUCUCAUUCCGAGGCUCGCACAUACAGGGGAGGACCUCGUCCGCCUCACAAAGAAGAGUAAAGACAUUGGCGCUCAGCAGCAGGAGGAUCUGAUGAAGCUGGUGUUGGAGUUGCAAGGCGCCAUGAAGACAUACCAGCUGUAUCACAAUGACUGUCUAAACUCUGAGCACAAACUGCGGGAGGCAGAGAAGCAGGACGAAAAGCGCACUGGCAAAGUAAGCGAGCAGACCGCAAGCUCCCCGGUGGCUGAGAGGGGGCCUAGACGUAGCUCACUGAAGAAGAGCGAGAGGCUGGUUGAGAAGAGAUUAAAAAAGUAUCUUGAGAACAGUCAAAAAUGCACAAAGGCCCGAAAUGAAUAUCUUAUCAACUUGAACACAGUGAACACCAACCUCAAUAACUACUUUAUUAAUGACAUCAGCGACCUCAUCGAUUGUUGCGAUCUUGGCUUUCAUCUGUCUCUGGGGAAGACGUUGCGAGUGUUCCUGCAGGCUGAGGAACGAGUCCAAGCCUCUCGACAGCAAGGUCUUCAGGCUAUUGAAGGGGCAGUUGAUAACUUAGAUGCACAGGCAGACAAAAACAAGAUGAUGGAGAUGCGGGGUGAUGCCUUCUGUCCUCCUGCUCGAUUUGAAUUCCAGCCCCAUGAGGGUGAUGAGGUGUUGGAGGUCCGAUCUGAGCCACUUUUUCACCAGGAACUAAUCACCAGAUUUCAACAUAUUCAGUCCAGGCUGGAAAGGGAGCAUCUAGAAACUGAAGAGGUGAACAAGACUCUUAAAGCUACUCUCCAGUCCCUACUAGACCUCAUUGGAUCUGAUGACUUUGACUUGUCCGACGCAUUUCAGUCCAGCCAGUCGACCGAGUCCUUAAAAUCCACAGGAUCAGACACCAGCAGUAAGACAAGCACAGCCAAGAGACGGGCAAACCAGCAAGACACGGAGACCUUCCAUGUUACAAAAUUGCAGAAGUAUCUAGCAGGGAGAAGCACUAUAUGUAAAUUACAAGCAAAGCGAGACCGCCUGAAGGAGGCCAUAGAUAAAGCUGCUGAGUCACACAGUAACAUCUCUGGGCUGCAGUCCAACAACAGUAAAUCCCAAAGGGCGAGAAGGCAGAGACCGUCCUCCCAGUAUAGCCACAAACUGUUUAACGGGAAUUUGGAGGAAUUUGUGCAGAGUUCGGGAGAAGCCAUUCCACGGGUAGUGUCCAGCUGUAUCCGUUUCAUAAACUUGCACGGUCUACAGCACGAGGGUAUAUUCCGUGUUCCAGGUUCACAGGUCCAAGUGAAUGAGAUUCGCAGUGCCUUUGAAAGAGGGGAUGACCCAUUGGACUCCAGCUACACAGGGAAUGACGUGGAUUCGGUGGCUGGGGUGCUGAAGCUAUACUUCCGAGGACUGGAAAAGCCACUAUUUCCAAAUGACAUGUUUAGUGAAUUGCUGUCCUCUCUCCAACUGGAGUUCCAGGAUAGGGUCCCACACUUGAAGAAGUUGGUGGCACAGCUCCCCCCUACAGUCACCCUUGUCCUAAGAUACCUCUUUGCCUUCUUGAACCAUUUGUCCCAGUACAGUGAUGAGAACAUGAUGGAUCCAUAUAAUUUGGCAGUCUGUUUUGGUCCAACAUUGGUUUCCAUCCCUGAAGGACAGGACCCGGUAUCUGUUCAGGCUCAUGUUAAUGAAGUUGUGAAGACUAUUAUCAUUUACCAAGAACGUAUUUUCCCUGGGCCUACAGAACUGGAGGGCCCUGUGUAUGAGAAGUGCAUGACCGUGGAGGAGGAUGAAGAGUACUGUGAUACAUUGGCCCUGGAGGCCACCAUAGAAGAAAGUGAUCAAGAGAUGCAGCAGGAAAUGGCUGCCAGCGAGGAUGAGUUGGACACAGUGGAGGCUUUUGCAAAGUUUGACUACUCAGCUCGAACACCACAGGAGCUGUCAUUCAAAAAGGGUGACACAAUUGUGCUGCACAACAAGGCCUCUGGUGACUGGUGGAGAGGAGAAACAGCAGGGGUGCGAGGUCUAGUCCCACACAAAUAUCUCAACAUUCCUGAGAGCUCAGAGAAAAAGCUGGAGCAACGUGCUCUCAAGAAGGAAGGAGAGGCGAGCACAGCCAUCACCCCUGAGGAUAUUCUGGUUGAACCUAGCAGGUUACGAGUAAAUUCUGAUAGCGCAUGCUCCCCUAGAAAACGCAGUGAGGGAAGUCCUAUCAGAAAGAUCAACCCAUUCAUAGAGGCAUCCAGAAUUCCUUUCCCCAUGGUUCACCCUAGUCCAAGGUUGCUAGGUCACAUUGAAAGAAUACCAGGAGACAGAAGGAACCAAAUGGAUGGUAUGCCUAAGGGGACAUCGGCAUUGAAAAGCUGGCAAAGUGACCGGCCAGUCAUAGAAGUAGAUAAGGACGUGACAAAAAACAUGGACAGUGUUUUCAAAGAGCUAUUGGGUAAAACGGCGCUGAAACACUGUGUCCCGGAGGAAGUGACUGAACCCACCAAAGCAGGGAAACUCCGGGAGACUAAACCGAAUGCACCAAGUGCAUGUGACCCAGUACGUGGGAGUCCGGCGGCCAAAAAGGGACCUCAAGGAAGAGUAUUUAGAAGAUGAAUUGUAACUUUUGGGGACAAAAAAAAAAAGGAAAGGAGAAUCCAUUCAUUUCCACAAGCCUCCAUCGGCAUGGGCACAAAUCAGUAUUGGAGCUCUGGACAAUAGAGGGAUGAAGGACGUGUGUGAAUAUUAACCCUACAAGCUCUCUUGCAUUCGUUUCUGUGUAUCAGUCUAUGUUACUGCCAUAAACAAAAGCACAGUUGUGUGAAGCUAAAUGGAGCUUCUCGCCUCCUCCUCUCCCCAAAAGAACCAGCAUGGGCCACUGUCCAACCAAUGGGGAAGCACUGGGGGUAGAAGAUACCUACAUAUAUAGACUGCGUGCUAGCUGCUGAAAGCAGCAGUGGCACCUACCCAAGUCCACAACAUUCAUUUUUAUCCUACUGGCAUUUAGGCCUCCUGGCAUCUAGACCAGGGUCCUAAUCUGCUGAAUGAUACCAGCAGGGUGGCACAAGCACAGCCCGUAAGACCACUAAAGAUCCCCGAUCCAUUCUAGUGAUCAUUCUAAUCAGCCAGCAUAAGAUUCCACAUGUGACUUAAGUGAACAAGCUAGAAGUCUUUCAAUUACUUGCAGGACAAUGGAGAGUCCGUAGACUUUUCAGUAAUUUACGCACAGUAGGAGUUUAGUCGCUUGAUACAACUGCACAGGCACCGACGACCGGAUUCCAAAUCUAGAAGAUUUGAACGUAUGUCACUAGGUGGCGCCAAAGGCAUCAUUUUACAUUUUCUCUUCUUGCCGUUCUUUUGCAGUUGGGUCCAAUAUAUUCAAUAACACCAUAGUCAUGUGUAAAGACUGCAAACAUUCAACUGCUUAAUGGUGAGGAGAUGGUGGUUUCCUCUGUUGGAAGAAAACCGCAAAAAUUAAGUAGGGACUGUUUAGCGGGACCCU
Molecule: messenger RNA, 4593 nt
Organism: Bufo gargarizans (Asiatic toad)
Lineage: Eukaryota; Metazoa; Chordata; Amphibia; Anura; Bufonidae
Gene: ARHGAP4
Product: Rho GTPase activating protein 4
Exons: 23
Coding region: 771-3707 (978 amino acids)
Biological process (GO): negative regulation of cell migration; signal transduction
Cellular component (GO): cytoplasm
Molecular function (GO): protein binding
Source: RefSeq, a predicted model, not a curated record